AUGUCUACCACCAGCCAAUCCGACAAUGAAGCCCAGUCCCCCCCUGCCCAGGUGGCACGAAACACCCGCAAUCCCCGCUCAAACCCAGCCACUCUGCAAAACAAUCGAGCCCGUCCCUACCCUCCUGCCUUAUCACACCAGUUGGGUAGCAGAGUGACCAACCACGGGACUGAUACACCUCCCCCAGAGGGCGGGCCUGCAGGUCGUGAGAGUCCUACUGCCCGACCGGCAUCGGUGGGGACUGUGCGCCAUUACGGGCGGCCAGGAACUGGGGUCGUUCGACCGUGGCCGCCAGCCAUAGUGCCUUUUGAAACGUCAGAAGCGGAGUUUAAUGAAGAAUAUGUGAAUCUACUUGGUCGCACAUUCAAUAUCCGUGCACCGUACAUGGACUUCGCGGAAGAACUUGUUCAGGCAAGUCAACUUAACAAUUCCUUGUUUGAAUCGAACCACAUGACCUUGACAACAAUUUUCCCUCUCAGGUCCCUUCGGACCGACAGUAUAGUGUACUCUUGUAUUCAAUCAUUUCUGUCCGGCAAGCAGUUGAAUCGCUGCUUCGCACCCGAGAUGCAGCUCAGAACGCCUCAACUAGCUCUCCGGCAAUUCCAUUGUCUGUACAGGCUCAAAUCUUCCCGUACCAGAGGCAUUUCAAGGCAAACAUUUGUCCAAACUAGAGCUAAGGAAGUCCUCAUGAGUCCAGCUCUUGAUGUGUAUUCGUGCGAUCCAGUUAGGGGGGCGCCACCUGCAGGCCGAAGCCUUCUAGACCAGGUCUUGGAACACGUGGUAAACCAGUCUGAUGAGUUCAAGCUUGAUUACCUCCCAGUUGGCUUCAUGACCGGCGACCUUGCUGCACGGGCCAGUUUGAACACCGAGCUUCGCGAGCGAUUGAAGCACGAACGUGGAGCAAUGCGAAAUCUCCUCCUCACGAAUGUUCAUGAUCCCUCUGGCCGUCCGAUCACGCACCCUGUUCCAAGUCUCACCAGCCUCAUUAUUGAUAUGACGCAAAGAAUGAUUCCGGGUGUAGAGCAAGCAGCUGCUCAUGCUUCAAAUCGUCGGUUGAGGUCGCGAAUCGCUCACCUGAGGAUCCAGACCAUAUCGCACUACGCCAGACGGGGCGGGGGUGAAUCUAACCGACAGUGGGCCAUAAUCGAUGAGCAGCUGAUGGACCUGCGAGGGAGGCCUGCCUUGUAUCGCCGAGCUUUCUACAGGCUAAUUAUUCAGCUGGAUGCCGUGACCUUCGGUGAUACCUUGUACGUCGACAUGGAUGUGGAUAACAUUAAGGUCCCGUCGGAGGAGGAGGUUCUGGCCCAAAUGGACCUCAUGGCAGGGGAACGACUGGCGGCUGCUGAGGUGAACGGGGGGUCAGGAGAGGAGUAG
Messenger RNA from Puccinia graminis f. sp. tritici CRL 75-36-700-3, 1374 nucleotides. RefSeq lists its product as uncharacterized. The transcript is spliced from 7 exons. Bases 1 to 1374 code for a protein of 457 amino acids. The record is from RefSeq and is a predicted model, not a curated record. Lineage: Eukaryota; Fungi; Basidiomycota; Pucciniomycetes; Pucciniales; Pucciniaceae.